AUGGGGAAGAGAGUGGCCAUUGUUGGGGCUGGCGUCAGUGGAUUGGCUUCCAUCCGGUGCUGCCUGGAAGAGGGGCUGGAGCCCACCUGCUUUGAGAGAAGCAAUGAUGUCGGAGGCCUGUGGAAAUUCUCGGACCGUGCAGAAGAAGGCAGAGCCAGCAUUUACCAGUCUGUAUUCACCAACUCUUCCAAAGAGAUGAUGUGCUUUCCAGACUUCCCUUAUCCCGAUGAUUAUCCCAACUAUAUGCACCACAGCAAACUCCAGGAAUACAUAAGAAUAUUUGCUCAAAAGAAGAAUCUUUUAAAAUAUAUACAGUUUGAGACCCUGGUUUCUAGUAUAAAGAAAUGUCCCAGCUUCUUAGUCACUGGACAAUGGGAAGUUGUUUCAGAAAAGGAUGGGAAACAGGAAUCUGCUAUUUUUGAUGCUGUAAUGAUUUGUUCAGGACAUCACGUAUACCCCAAUCUACCAACUGAUUCCUUUCCUGGCCUACAACAGUUUCAAGGCCAGUACCUCCAUAGCAGGGACUAUAAAGACCCAGAAGCCUUCAGGGGGAAGAGGGUCCUUGUGAUCGGCCUGGGGAAUUCAGGAUCUGACAUCGCUGUUGAGCUCAGUCGUCUGGCUACACAGGUCAUUAUCAGCAGCAGAAGUGGUUCCUGGGUCAUGAGCCGGGUUUGGAAUGAUGGUUAUCCUUGGGACAUGGUAUAUGUGACCCGCUUUGCAUCCUUUCUCCAAAAUACCCUUCCUUCAUUUGUCUCUGACUGGUUAUAUGUCAAGAAGAUGAACGCAUGGUUUAAGCAUGAGAACUAUGGCUUGAUGCCUUUAAAUGGUCCCCUGAGGAAAGAGCCUGUGUUCAAUGAUGAGCUCCCAUCCCGCAUCCUGUGUGGCACUGUGUCCAUCAAGCCCAGUGUGAAGGAGUUUACAGAGACCUCAGCUGUAUUUGAGGAUGGUACCAUGUUUGAGGCCAUCGACUCCAUCAUCUUUGCAACGGGCUAUGAUUACGCCUACCCCUUCCUUGAUGACUCCAUCAUCAAAAGCAGAAACAGUGAAGUCACCUUGUUUAAAGGCAUCUUCCCCCCACUAAUAGAGAAGCCAACCUUGGCUGUGAUUGGCCUUGUCCAAUCCCUUGGGGCUGCCAUCCCCACAGCUGACCUGCAGGCUCGUUGGGCUGCUAAAGUGUUUGCAAACUCAUGUACCUUGCCAACUACAAGUGAAAUGAUGGAUGAUAUUGAUGAGAAAAUGGGAAAGAAACUCAAAUGCUGUGAUACUCAUUCCAAUGUGUUCUUUUUUUCCCUCAGGUUUGGCCAGAGCCAGACUUUGCAGACAGAUUAUAUCACAUACAUGGAUGAGCUGAGCUCCUUCAUAGGAGCCAAGCCUAACAUACCAUGGCUCUUCCUGACUGAUCCCCAGCUGGCCCUGGAGGUGUUCUUUGGUCCUUGCAGCCCCUACCAGUUUCGACUGAUGGGACCAGGGAAGUGGGAUGGGGCCAGAAAUGCCAUCCUGACCCAAUGGGACAGGACAGUAAAGCCAACCAGGACGAGAGCUGUCAGUGAAGCUCAGAGACCCCAACACUUUUAUACUUUGCUCAAAAUGCUUUCAUUCCCAGUGCUUUUGCUUGUUAUUUGGCUUACAUUUUAUUAA
Nyctereutes procyonoides (raccoon dog) is the source of this 1638-nucleotide messenger RNA. Its product is annotated as putative dimethylaniline monooxygenase [N-oxide-forming] 6. The transcript is spliced from 8 exons. Bases 1 to 1638 code for a protein of 545 amino acids. The record is from RefSeq and is a predicted model, not a curated record. Gene Ontology annotation, molecular function: flavin adenine dinucleotide binding; N,N-dimethylaniline monooxygenase activity; NADP binding. Lineage: Eukaryota; Metazoa; Chordata; Mammalia; Carnivora; Canidae.